AUGCUGUGUUCGACGCGCCGCGCGCUGAUGCAGCGCUCUCGGAUGAUGUUGGAGACGAACUUCAAGAGUCAUAGCGCUGCCGCCAACCCUACCACUGAUGCGUCUGUCACGGGCAAGGUGAAGGCAGAGUUGAAAAAAAUGAUCAAGAUCCAGCUGGUGCUCAUCCCUAUCUGCGUAGUCUUUAUGGUCUGGAUGUACCCCACCCCCACCGAGGAGGAUGAGCGGCGAAUGCGGCUGGAGUAUGAACGCAAUGCUGGCUGGAAGACUUAG
Messenger RNA from Leishmania mexicana MHOM/GT/2001/U1103, 270 nucleotides. RefSeq lists its product as hypothetical. The record is from RefSeq and is a predicted model, not a curated record. The transcript has a single exon. NCBI's taxonomy places the organism in Eukaryota, Euglenozoa, Kinetoplastea, Trypanosomatida, Trypanosomatidae. Bases 1 to 270 code for a protein of 89 amino acids.